This is a messenger RNA of Lactuca virosa, 1773 nucleotides long. Lineage: Eukaryota; Viridiplantae; Streptophyta; Magnoliopsida; Asterales; Asteraceae. The record is from the annotation of a GenBank genome assembly.
AUGUCUUCCAACAACAAAGCUUCGGGCUCUAACCCUACUGGCUCCUUUUCCCUCAUGAACCUUUGUGGGAGGGUCAUCUUUGAUGGUUCCAACUUCAUGGAUUGGAUCCGGAACAUCAGGAUGGUUACUCGUUACGAGGACAAGGAAUAUGUCCUCGAUAAGGAGCUAAAGGAGCUUGAUGAGUCCACUGCUACUCCUGAGGAGGUCGCUGAGUAUCAGGCACAUGAAAGAGAUGCCACCAAGGUGGCAUGCAUCAUGAUGGCCACCAUGACAGCUGAACUCCAAAAGUCCUAUGAGGACUAUUACCCUUUUGAGAUGCAUCAGGAUCUGAUGGAAAGGUACCAUCAGAGUGCUCGUCAAGAGCAGUAUGAAAUAAUCUCCUCCAUGAUCACUACCCGUAUGAAGGAUAGCGAACCAAUCACGAGCCACAUGCAGAAAAUGCAAAGGUAUGUGGACCGUCUAAUGAAACUGAAUGUGAACUUCCCUGAGGAGUUGGCAAUUGAUAUCAUUUUGCACUCCUUGCCAUCGUGUUAUGAUCAAUUUCGUAUGACAUACCACAUGAACAAGGAGGAAGUCACACUCAGUAAGCUUCAAGGACUUCUGAAGACUGCCGAAAGUGGUCUUAAGAGUAAGUCGGUUGCUACUCCUACUCCUACUACUACCCCUGUUUUGGCUAUCGGGCAAGGCAAAGGGAAGAAGAGGAAGCACCCUUCGAAGGGUACCAAGGGAAAGUCCCUUGAAGGCUCCUCAUCUGGAACCAAAGGUGGUUCUAUCACUCCUUCUGCCAUCCCUAAGGAUGCUGAAUGCUUCUACUGUCAAAAUAAGGGGCACUGGAAGCGAAACUGCCCAAAGUACUUGCAGGAUGUCAAGGAUGGGAAAGUGAAACCAUCCCAUGCAGGUUGUGGUAUUCACAUCUGUUGUGACUUGCAGGGCCUAAGAAGAAGUGAGGAUGUGGAGCACGGAAAGAUAAACUUAAUCAUGGGGAACAAGAAGGUUGCACUUGUUACCAAGAUUGGAGUUUAUACUUUGUUGCUAGAUAGUGGGUUAAAGUUAGAUUUGAAUAAAUGUGUGUACUCGUCUGAAAUGGCGAGGAAUAUUAUUUCCUUUCAUGCUUUAUACAAACAAGCUGUAUCGGUUGUAGAUAAUUUAGGAAAUAAUGUAUUAUGUAUUGAUUCUUCUACUAGCUUGGAUAAAGCAUCUUUGUGGCAUUGUCGUCUUGGACAUGUAAGCAAGAAACGCAUAGGCCAGCUCCAAAAGGAUGGAGUCUUGGAGUCGUUCGACCUCAAGUCGGAUGAUAGUUGUGAGUCUUGUCUACUUGGAAAAAUGACAAAAUCACCCUUCACUGAUUAUGGUUAUGUCUACUUAAUCAAACAUAAGUCAGAAACUUUUGAAAGGUUUAAAGAGUUUAAACAGGAAGUAGAAAAUCAAUUGGGCAGGAACAUUAAGAUGCUUCGAUCCGAUCGAGGUGGUGAGUAUCUUAGUACUGAGUUCCUCGACUAUCUUAAGGAGUGUGGGAUUGUCUCACAAUUGACACCUCCCAGGACACCACAGCUGAAUGGUGUAGCUGAGAGGCGCAAUCGAAAUUUGUUGGACAUGGUUCGCUCUAUGAUGAGUCGAGCUUCGCUACCAAUCUCUUUUUGGGGGUAUGCCUUAGAGACUGCCGCCCACAUCCUUAAUCUAGUCCCUACAAGAAGGUUGCAAAACACUCAUGAAAUGUGGAUUGGGAAAGUUCCCAAUUUGGACCAUAUCAAGAUUGGGGUUGCGAGGCUUUAG